AUGUAACAGAGAAAUUGAUAGUAGUAAUAGCAGUAACAGCAUUAAAAGCAGUAGUGUUUCUUCAGAGACGUAGUAAUAGUAGUAAUAGUAGUAAGAGCAUUAAAAGCAGUAGUGUUUCUUCCAUCAGAGACGGAGGUGUCAUACUAUUUACAUCUGUUUUCUCUCUGCAAAAGAAAAUGUUUUGUACAACAUGCGAAAUACUUUCGGGUGCAUUGAUUGUGAUAACUGCCUAUCUGCUCUUCCAAUGGUUUCUUCGGACACUUAAAGUUGGAGAUUUCAAUCAGAAAUAUGUGUUAGUCACUGGUUGUGAUACAGGUUUCGGUAAUAUGCUGGCCAAACAACUGGAUGAACUUGGUUUUAAUGUAUUUGCUGCUUGCCUAACUAAAGAAGGGGUCGCAGAUCUCCGUGGCUGCUGCACACAAAAGCUAGAAGCAUUUUUGAUGAAUGUUACUAAGAAAGAAGAAAUUGAAAAGGCUGAAAAAUUGGUCAGAUCUAGACUUCCAGAUGAUAAAGGUUUGUGGGCUUUGGUUAACAAUGCUGGCGUCUUGGGUACAUUUUUGUUCCCAGAAUGUAUGACUCGGAAACAUUAUGAUGAAGUUAUGGAUGUAAACAUAUAUGGAACGAUAGGUGUUACAACAGCCUUUUUGCCUUUACUCCGCGUGUCAAGGGGAAGAAUUGUGAACGUAUCUAGUAUCUUCGGAAAAGUUACACCUUCUACAUGCAUACCAUACUGUAUAUCAAAACAUGCAGUUGAAUCUUAUUCAAACGGCCUCAGAUGUGCUUUAAUAAUACAGAAUGUAACUGUGCAUAUAAUACAACCAGGAGGCUUUGCGACCAAUUUGACGUCAUUUGAAACAAUCGAAAGGAGAGCAAUCCGAGAUUUUGAAGCUUCUCCCAUUGAGGUUCAACAAUACUAUGGUAAAAAAGCCUUUGAUCACUUUAUCUCAGUUCUGCGAGAUAUCACCGGAUACCUUGAUACAAACCUUCAGCGAGUCGUCUCUUGCCAUAUCCACGCCAUCACAGCCAGAUACCCAAAGUAUAGAUAUACACCUGGUUUUGAUGCACAAUUUCUUAUACCACUGUUACGAAUGCUCCCUGUUUGGCUCUCGGAUCGGAUUUCAAUAUUCAAACCGGAACCACCUGCUGGACUUAAAACUGUUAAAACACAAUAAAACAAACAUUUUCAAACA
Octopus sinensis (East Asian common octopus) is the source of this 1190-nucleotide messenger RNA. RefSeq names its product retinol dehydrogenase 7. The transcript is spliced from 5 exons. Lineage: Eukaryota; Metazoa; Mollusca; Cephalopoda; Octopoda; Octopodidae. The record is from RefSeq and is a predicted model, not a curated record. Bases 177 to 1172 code for a protein of 331 amino acids. Gene Ontology annotation, molecular function: oxidoreductase activity.